This is a messenger RNA of Ascochyta rabiei, 4959 nucleotides long. RefSeq lists its product as uncharacterized. NCBI's taxonomy places the organism in Eukaryota, Fungi, Ascomycota, Dothideomycetes, Pleosporales, Didymellaceae. The coding region runs from base 1 to 4959 and encodes 1652 amino acids. The transcript has a single exon. The record is from RefSeq and is a predicted model, not a curated record.
AUGUCUAUCUUUAUCGACACCAACUUCAUUCGUGCUCUUCACCCAGAUAGAACCCGUACAGAACUUAAAGCUCUCCGGGGCAGUGCUUCAGAUGAGAAGAUCAGCGAGGUACUUUUGGAUGCCAUCGAGCGCGGAUCCCUUUCGACAUCCACAUUCGCUGCGUGGCUCAGCGUCUGUAGGUCCCCGCACGUCAUCGAGAAGUCUUUACGGCAAAAGACAUCAGUGCAUAUAAGAUACCUUGGAGUCAAGCAGCUCAAGAAAGGUCUUGGGUCGGCGCAUUGGGAAGAACUCUGGGAUGGCCUGGGCGGCACAUCAGGCUUGCUAGAUGUUAUUGGCGAUCUCUCAGUCCUUGAAGUUCGAGCAACUUGCAAGGCACUCGGACGUAGUGUCAAAACCAGAGACACUGAACACAAACGAGCACGAUUGACGGAGCUUUUCGAAGGCCUACAUCCUGAUAGCUUUCCAAAUGCGAAACACAAGACGACUGACUCGAGGCCCUUGACCAAAUACUAUCAGGCUCUCGUUCCAAGCUGUAACGAGGAACUUGUUCACCGCAUCACAGUAGGAGAUCAGAAAGAGAAAUGGAAGUAUGUUAGGGAACGUGGCCUACUCGAGAAGCACUCAAGCAGUAUCGGAACUACCCUGCUGCAAUCGAUCUUCCGGGAUCAAUCACCCGACACAAAAAGCAAAGAGCGACUCCAAGCAUUAUCGACGAGGUUCCCUUCGACUACAACUCCUGAGCCUGGGUUUUCAGCUUCCAUGGCGUUCGCAUUUGAGCUGCUCCGUGAGCUUGUCGAAACUGGAUCAUGUUGCAUGGAUAGUACUUGGGUGGUCGACAAUCUUGUCCGACCUCUGCUAAGACGUGGCGUUCGAAGACACGAAAGCUGGUCAGGAAUCCAGUCGAUCACUGCUCUGAUCAUAAGAUACUUAAACAGCCAUCCCAGUGCUGCGAAAAUCCUUACCAACGUCAAAGGAGAUGUGUUACACAUGGUCGCUUCGUGCUGGUCCCGACGCUCAGCUUUGUUUGAGGUACAUCUCAAGUCCCUACUCAAGAUGGUCUUUGGCAGCACAACUCGUUUGGAGGAUUUUACCAACCUACUGGUGGGGAUCCCAAAGUCUCGACGAUACCCUCUGCUCCAGUUAUGUUGCCAGGAAGUCAUGGACAUAAAUUUGAACGCCGCACAGAAUAUGGAGAAUAUUCGAGGCAAAUUGACCCCUGGAUUACUUGACAGCAUCGGAGCGACACAUGCACUAGGGCUUUUCAGACGCCUUCGCGAUGCUAGAGGAGAUACCGAUUUGGUUGACUUGGGCCAGUACAGCUCUGUUCUUGUGACUACUCGGACUCCCGACGUUUACGAAGGAGAUCCAGACAUAUACUACCUUGUGCUUCUUAAUCGCAACGGUAUGCACGCAGAUGCAGAGUCGCACGCCGCCAGUAUCCUGAAAGCUCGGAAGAAGAUCACAAAGACCAGUUCCGACAGGAAUUUGCGCGCUGAGAAUGCAUUGUCGGUUUGGGCGUGUGCGAACGCUAGCGGAUCUCUAAGACUUUUGUCAGAAACCGUGAAUUGGGCCAGAUCAUUCGUCCGUGAUCAAUUGACGGCAUCUAAGCUCUUCUCUACCUAUUAUGACGAGACUUACAAACUACUAUCUGGGUGCCUCAAACACGGCGACGAAGUCCUAAAUUCAAAGGAACUCCGCCAGCGAGUUGAGUGUGCAAAUUUGAUCAUGAUGGACUUGCUUGACAUCGCAUUCUCUGCGUUACGCGAACCGUCCUUCAAUUCCAGCAAUUGGCGCAAGACAGUGGGAAUAUUCACACAUGUUAUCAAGGAGCGCAUGAGGCUUUCGGUAGACUUGGAGAAAAUCAGGAACGUACCAGACGAGGAAGUCUAUUACGCCCUCUGGGAAGAUACGAUUACAACGCUUAUUCGAGCCGAGACACUAGCCAACCAGGAGGAGAAUGAGAAGCUAGGUGCAAACACGAUUUCAGGCAUUGUCGUUGGCAAGACUGCUUUUACCGAUAUCAGGCCCAAUGACAACGGCAGAGCAACAUGGAAAUUUCUCGAUAAUCUUGCCAGAGCCAGAAAUGACUUAUGGAAAGACCUGCGGCCGGCUAGGUAUCCUGAUGUGCUUACUCUUCCUGAGCCUUUUCCACGCGGACUACCGGUGCAACAUCUUCUCGCAUGCUGGACUCCAAAUACCAUAAAUCUAUGCGAACUUGCACCAUACAUCUUUUCACGAGUAGAGAGUACUCUCUUUGUCUCGUCAAAAGUUGCUCUGAAUCCGGUAUCUUCUGAAGAACAUAUGCAACAUGCCAUCGGUGCAUUCGUGGACAGCUACCAGUACGCCCUUAACGCAUAUGUUUCUGGUGUAUGUGAUCCACAAGAGAAAGAGAAGCGGCUCGCAAAAGUUUGGUUCUAUGCAACAGGUGCUCUUAGUGAACAGAGAAUGACCUCUGAAGAGGCUAUUAGGUACUGGAAACGACACAUCCCCUCUUAUCUGCAGUCGACUUUGUCCAAAGUCAUGCCAGUGGAAGAGCAUGUACCAUGGCCGGUAGUACCAGAGUUUGACGAUCCAUCAGAGGCUCAUGAGUGGAAUCCGCUUGAGGCUAGACCUGCCGAUGUCAAAAUAAAAGCACGCGAUCUUGGCACAGCCACGUACAUCGAUCUCUGCACGAUCGGGAGCCAUGCUAAACAUACGAAACCUCACAUCUGGUCUCACUACGAACCACCAGUACCGCAAGUUCCCGCUGAAGAGAGCUCUGUUGGCUCGAUAUGGGGCUGCCAUUCUACUGAUGCUGAGAGAGAAGCCAGUGCUUUGGCCGCUUUGCUUUAUCUCGACGCGAAAUACGGCUCGAUUGAAAGGAUGUUGACAACGCCAUUUCCAUCGCUAGAUGAUGUCCGUUAUCCAUGCCUUUAUCUUGACGAGGACUUCCUCUCUCGCGACGAACUUUGUGUCCCAGAUGCGGCAGCGUACCUUUCCAGACACCAAGGACUGAUUCCUUUGACGUUGGUUCAUACGCUUGUUACUACCUUAGUUGGAAGAUUCACCUACAAGCGGAAAUCGCGUGUGUUGGGUGAGGCAGCUUUCACGCUCAUUCGGGCUCUGAGUGAAAGUGAUAAGCCUGGUCCUGCAUUUGAACUAGCCAUUGAGGUUAUCAUCGGACAACCAAGUGCCAGCUCCUGGCAUCGUAUGCUGUUCUACAGUGGCUUUCUUCAAAGGCUUCCUGCUUCAGACGCCCGUGCAUGUAUAAGCAAGUUUGCUAGAGCAGUCGGUAAAAAGCUCGAUGCGCAGAAUUCUAGAGCACAACCAGAAGCCGCGGCAGGGCAGAUGGACAAUGAGAUCGAUAAACGGGCACAAAGCCCAGAUAGAAGUGACGCUCACGCAAGCCAAACAACCAUCAAAGUCACCACCCUCAAGUCGCUUGCGCAGGUACUGCACGGAUCCACCUACAUUGGUGAUGAUUUCUCAUUAGAGAUCUUGGCUAGCCUUUCGAAGAAAGUCUCACACGUCGACGUCCGGCUCAGCAUUCUGCGAACCUUACUUAGCAAACUGGAUGCCAACCGGCCAGGGCUCUGGGACACCGUUCUAUCGACACUGCAGUCAUUCAUACCGUUAGCAGGCAGCCUUGAUGAGCGCGAGCACAUGACUGAAAGCGACUGGACCAAUGCGGAAAAAACCAUGACCAUGCCAAAGGUUCAGCUUACCACCAAGCCCACGUGGCGGGAGGAGUCACCAAUGUUGCAUGCCUUCGUACAAAGAUACCUCGACCUCGGUGGUAGCAAACUGACAGCCCUGUACUUGAGGCGCAUCAUACUUCCAACUCUAGAGUUGCUGAAACGAAACACUAGAAGAUGGGCGUUAUUGUUUUUGAGGAAGUAUGCGCCAAAGCAUGUUGAGAUCCUCCAGACAAUGCUUCCGCCAGUCCCGCUAGGUAUCGUAAUCUGGGAAAUGAUCCUUUCGGGAUCGAGUACGAAGCCGUACCAUAUACCAAAGACAAUACUCAAUGAGUAUGUGGCAUACAUGUCUUUUCGGCUCAAUCCACCUAGAGCAAUCUAUGCGUUGAAUAAGGGCUUAGAAGAUGAUGUUGCUGUGAAAAGCAGGCCUGAAGUGGCAAUCUGGCUUGAGCUGUAUGGGAACGGGAUUGACAACGUGUGGCUGUACAGAUUUUCCUUCACCCACAUAUCAGAUUUUGAUGACCAAGAGAGUGAAGAUGACGAGGCCUGUAUCACUCGGCACUUCUACCAGAAGAAAUGGCUCGGAAUCUUCACUACUUUUCUGUGGGCUGAUGAACCAAGUUAUGUUCAACUGAGGGGUUUCAUCUCCACACUAACAGACCCUUUCAAUAUCCCCUGCCCGUGGUGGAAUCAAUACGGCCGUACCACCGUCGAAGCCAUGCUCGCAUACAUCAAUGGCAUAUGUACACGGGACUGGCAGGCUGAUCCGAACCGCAAACCCGCUAUCCUGCCUGACACAUUCGAUUGGAAGCUAUCUCUGCUCUCCUAUCCCCUGACACAUCUAUACAAAACCAACAGCGAGGCUCGAGAGCAGGCUUGCAAACAAUUUUCAGAUGAGUUGAGCGCCAUUCUCGAUGGCAUCAGCAACUCCAUGUACCACGCCAAGUUUGCCCAGAUCCAAGACCGCAUUUGUAGCGGGCGCAACCUCAACAACAAAGACUUCAAAGAUAACUUAAUGCUAAGUGCGUUGUACUUGGGUGAUAUCUCAAAGACGAGUUUGUCGUGGUUGACGACUCCGGAUCUACUACGGGUCAACCUGGCGGCCGACAUGGUGGUGGAGGUGAAGGGCAUGGACAAUGGAGCGCUGGAGCCAAGGCUGAAGGCGAUGUUAGAUAGUUGGGUUUCUAGCGAGAAUGAGGAAGUUAGAAGGACUGGAUACAGUGCGCAGAACAAAUACUACAACGCCGAUGGCAAAAAGGUAGAGCUGACACGACUGCGGUCGUAG